GUGUGAUGGCGGCGCGGUGGAGCUUUCGGUGACGUGUGGAGACAGAAAACUGACAAGGAACUCAGACCAUUGAGUACGUGUCACUUGAAAAAACCUGAAGAAUCUGGUUUAUCGGGUCAGCCGACAGCAGAAAAUGAAAAGUAGUGUGGCACACAUGAAAUCCUCUGGUCACGACAGAAGGGAGAGCCACAAUUCAUACCACAGGAGGAGCUCCUCCCGAGAAGACAGAUAUACAGAACAAGACCGGUCCCCCCGGGAUAGAGACUAUUCUGAUUACAGCCGGUCAGACUAUGAGCGAUGCAGAAGAGGAUACUCUUACGAUGACAGCAUGGAAUUACGAAGCAGGGACCGAGAGAAACGCAGAGAGAGAGAAAGAGACGCAGACCAUCGCAAACGGUCCCGGAAAUCCCCGUCUCCAGAAAGGAGGAGCCCAGACCGAGGAGUGAGCCAGAGUUCUACUCAGGAAGAACCGACAUCGAAGAAGAAGAAGAAGGAUGAGCAGGACCCGCUGCUCACCCGCACCGGGGGAGCGUAUAUUCCUCCUGCAAAGCUCAGGAUGAUGCAGGAGCAGAUUACGGAUAAAAACAGCUUAGCAUACCAGAGGAUGAGCUGGGAGGCUCUGAAGAAAUCCAUCAAUGGUCUCAUCAACAAGGUCAACAUCUCGAAUAUAAGCAUCAUUAUCCAAGAGCUCCUUCAAGAGAACAUCGUCAGAGGGAGAGGACUGCUGUCCAGAUCUGUUCUGCAAGCACAGAGCGCUUCUCCCAUCUUCACUCACCUUUAUGCAGCUUUGGUGGCGAUAAUCAACUCAAAGUUCCCACAGAUUGGAGAACUGAUCCUCAAGAGACUAAUUAUUAAUUUUCGGAAAGGAUACCGAAGGAACGAUAAGCAACUUUGCCUGACUGCUUCAAAAUUUGUGGCACAUCUAAUUAACCAAAAUGUGGCACAUGAGGUUCUGUGCCUGGAGAUGCUCACUUUGCUGCUAGAGAGACCAACAGAUGACAGUGUUGAAGUAGCUAUCGGCUUCCUCAAGGAGUGUGGUCUCAAAUUAACCCAGGUGUCACCAAGGGGAAUCAAUGCAAUCUUUGAACGCCUGCGAAACAUUCUGCAUGAGUCCAAGAUUGACAAAAGAGUCCAGUACAUGAUUGAAGUGAUGUUUGCUGUACGGAAGGAUGGAUUCAAGGACCACCCUGUUAUUCUGGAAGGACUUGACUUAGUGGAAGAGGAUGAUCUGUUUACACACAUGCUCCCCUUGGAGGAAGACUACAAUCCAGAAGAUGUUCUUAAUGUUUUUAAGAUGGAUCCUAAUUUUAUGGAGAAUGAAGAGAAGUACAAGGUUAUUAAAAAAGAAAUCCUUGAUGAAGGAGACAGUGACUCAAACACAGACCAGGAAGCAGGAAGUAGUGAAGAUGAGGAGGAGGAGGAAGACGAGGAGGAAGGAGAAGAGGAGGAAGGAGGACAAAAAGUAACUAUUCAUGAUAAAACAGAAAUCAACCUAGUCUCGUUUCGCCGUACAAUAUAUCUUGCUAUUCAGUCAAGUUUAGAUUUUGAAGAAUGUGCACACAAGUUGCUGAAAAUGGAGUUUGCUGAGAGCCAAACAAAAGAACUCUGCAACAUGAUACUUGAUUGCUGUGCCCAACAAAGAACCUAUGAAAAAUUUUUUGGCCUGUUAGCUGGGCGGUUUUGUAUGCUGAAAAAAGAGUACAUGGAAUCAUUUGAAAGUAUAUUCAAGGAACAGUACGAUACCAUCCACCGCCUAGAGACAAACAAAUUGAGAAAUGUUGCUAAGAUGUUCGCUCACCUUUUAUACACAGACUCACUUCCGUGGAGUGUUCUCGAGUGUAUAAAGCUGAGUGAAGAGACGACGACAUCAUCCAGUAGGAUUUUUGUCAAGAUCUUCUUCCAGGAGCUGUGUGAAUACAUGGGUCUUCCUAAACUGAAUGCGAGGUUAAAGGAUGAAACUCUUCAACCGUUCUUUGAAGGACUGUUACCCCGAGACAACCCACGCAACACCCGGUUUGCCAUCAACUUCUUCACUUCCAUAGGUCUCGGAGGAUUGACGGAUGAACUUCGAGAACAUCUGAAAAAUACGCCCAAGGUCAUUGUAGCCCAGAAACCAGACGCUGAGCAGAAGAAACCGGUCCUGACAUCUUCAUCUUCAGAGUCUUCCUCGGGGUCUGAUUCCUCUGACUCAGAUUCUGACAGCAGCGAGAGCAGCUAAGAGUCCUCCAGUGAAGCGAGCAACUCCUCCUCCUACUCCAGCAGUCAGAGCUCUGCCUCAGCUAAAGGUACAAGAAAGAAAAGACAAGGAAAGGCCAGAGGUGAAGAAGUAGAUAAGUUAGCCAGGAGCCACCAGGCACGUGACAGGCAGCGAGAAGGAGGCAGA
Molecule: messenger RNA, 2383 nt
Organism: Rattus norvegicus (Norway rat)
Lineage: Eukaryota; Metazoa; Chordata; Mammalia; Rodentia; Muridae
Source: RefSeq, a predicted model, not a curated record